AUGAGCACACCCAUAUGGCUAUUAAAUGGCAGCUCCAAGACGGUUAUUCUCAAAUCAAUUCUUAACGACAUAAAUGGAAUGUCGUACUAUGAUGAUAUAUUUAACAUCAUCGCAUCCUCCACUUUUGCCACUCGCAUAAACUAUUUAACAAAGGCAUCCAUGGUUGUAUUUCUCUUUCUGCGGAGUAAGUCUAUCCCCAUCCUGAUAGAAGAUGUCCUUAUUUACUGCAACAGCAACAAAAUGGCGUUCUUGUCACUGCUUGCAAAGAACAAAGGACUGAUGCCAAACUCACUGGUGACAAGAGAGUACGUGAGCAAUGUCCUGUCCAGAAUAUACGAGACAUUCAGAGCACACAUUAAGCUCAGCUACUCUUCCAUACACAAAAAAAUGAUGGUUCUGUACCACUCCAACUACUACCACAAUAAGUCUCCUCUCACUUCCAUAUUAAUUUUGUGUUUCUACGACAGCAUAAAAAAGAUAAACGUAAUAGUCAAAGAACACUACCCCACAACAACGAUGUACAGCAUACACAAAGAGACAGCGCGCAUAUCAAAAGUGCUGAAGGAAGACCCAACAGACAUACUUUUAGCAGAUGAAGCAGCAAACAGCACAGAAGAAAACGUAGAGAACGCAAAAAACAGCAAAAACAAACACAAAACGCUAAAAAUAAACCCAAGAGCAGAAACACCCACCGCAGAGAUGAUAAAAAGACAGGAAAAAGAGAGCAAAGUAGACCGGGCUAUUCUGCUGUACAUAAAUGGAAUAGGAGCCGAUGAAAACUACGCCACAGACUAUGAAGGGCUUUUGAUCGAAGGCAUGGUAAAAAGAGGAUACAGUAAGGAGAUGAUCAUGAGCCUUACAAAGAAAGGACUGGAGUACUACAACGAGUACUAG
Molecule: messenger RNA, 894 nt
Organism: Nematocida minor
Lineage: Eukaryota; Fungi; Microsporidia
Exons: 1
Coding region: 1-894 (297 amino acids)
Source: RefSeq, a predicted model, not a curated record